Gigantopelta aegis is the source of this 1465-nucleotide messenger RNA. RefSeq names its product kielin/chordin-like protein. Bases 73 to 825 code for a protein of 250 amino acids. The transcript has 6 exons. The record is from RefSeq and is a predicted model, not a curated record. Lineage: Eukaryota; Metazoa; Mollusca; Gastropoda; Neomphalida; Peltospiridae. Gene Ontology annotation, molecular function: peptidase inhibitor activity; protein binding.
CUAGGUGGGAUGGGGAGGGUAUAUAUAUAUUUAAACACUGCAUAGCUUGACGGAUCGGGUUACACGCCAACAAUGAAAUUUGUCACUGUAGCACUGGCGCUGACAUUCUGUGUUCAAAGUGCAGAUUGUUGGUGGACACCAUGGUUGAUGUGUCGCGACCCGGCCUCGGGGAGGUACCGCCCGCAUGGUGACGUCUGGAGGGCCCCGGAUGGAUGCAACACGUGCAUGUGUUUCAUGUGGAACGUGAGCUGCAGUCAGAAGCAGUGCAAUAAGUCUCGAGGAUGUCGUUAUGCUCCAACCAACACGUCUUACCGUCACGGUGAGAGAUUCCGGGCGGCUGACGGCUGUAACUCCUGUACCUGUGUGAACGGUGAUGCUUUGUGCACCAAGAGAGGAUGUCUUCCACCAGCAGGAGGCCAGUCGUGUUACUACGCACCGCGACGGACAUCUUACCGACACCUGCAGACGUUCCCAGCCGUGGACGGAUGUAACACCUGUAGGUGCCGUAACAGCAGAGUAACCUGUACGAAAACACCGUGUCGACAAGCAGGGUAUCGGAGUUGUUACUACGCAGCACGUGGCACUCACUAUCAACAUAGCCAGGUGUUCCCGGCAACAGACGGGUGCAAUUCGUGCACGUGUAACAAUGGGUUUAUAUCAUGCACCAGGAAGAGCUGUCAGCCUACAGGUUGCCGGUGUUAUGACGCUCCAACUAGACGCUGUUUCUCCACUGGUCAGACGUACAGAACUACAGACUGCAGACUCUGCACCUGUCCAUCCACUGGCUACCCAGUCUGUAGGACAGACCCGCAGUGUGCGAAGUAACUGUACACGGGAUCGCGAUACGAUACGUAUCCCGAUACGAUACGUACGCCUGUCUAUACGAUACGUAUCCCGAUACGAUACGUACGCUUGUCUAUAUGAUACGUAUCCCGAUACGAUACGUACGCCUGUCUAUACGAUACAUUAACAACUGUUUGACAUCCAAUAGCAGAUAACUAAUUAAUCAAUGUACUCAAGUGGUGUCGUUAACCAAAAAACGUUUUAACUUUAAUCUAUACGAUACAUAUUCCGACAUGAUGCCUUUCCCGAUAAUACGUACCCUGAUACAAGACGUAUCCAAAUACAAUACGCAUGCCGAUACAAUACGUAUGCUGAUACGAUACGUAUGCUUAUACGAUACGCACCUCUAUACGAUACCUACUUCUAUACGAUACCUACUCCUAUACGAUUCCUAUCCUGAUAAAAUACAUAUCCUGAUACGAUACGUAUCAGAUACGAUACGAAUCCUGAUAUGACGCAUGUCGUGAUACAAUUCGUAUUCGGAUAAAUACGUAUCCUGAUACGAUUCGUAUCCUAAUAAGAUACAUAUCACGAUAACUAGGUCAUGAUACAUUUCAUACAUUCAUUCGUUUUCUUGAAUUUCGUUCUUGUAUUCAGUUAAUAAAAAUGUGUUGUUUAAACA